UUUCAACUUUCAGUACGUCAGCCGCGGUCGUGGCAAGUAUUUGUGUUGAUAGUGUUUAGUAUAAAUUAUUUAGUUCGUUUUUAUCAUAGUGAUAACCGCCCACGCUUUCCUUGUAAUAAACAAAUCACAUUAUGGACAGAACUAUGUACUUUGGUGGCGUGGAAGGAGGUGCGACACAUUCAAACCUGGUGAUAUGUGACCAGACGGGUAAAGUUGUCGGCAGGUCUAAAGGGCCCGGCACGAACCACUGGUCGCUUGGGAUAGAGGAGUGCGCGCGGAGGGUCAUAGAGAUGCUGCAUGCUGCAAAGAUUGAUGCGGGGAUUUCUCUGGAUGAACCGUUGGAUUCAUUUGGUUUGACUCUGUCGGGAUGCGAGCAAGAGAGCAGCAACACGGUGCUGGCGGCAAGAUUGAAGGAGAAAGACAAAUCUUGCUCCAGAGAAGUGUUCGUCGCUUCCGAUACAGCCGGAUCUCUAUUUACAGGAGCACCUAGUGGCGGGAUGGUCCUUAUAGCUGGUACUGGAUCGAAUGGAUUGUUACGAACACCGGAGGGUCAGCAGUAUGGCUGCGGUGGCUGGGGACAUUUCCUCGGAGACGAGGGCAGCGCGUAUUGGAUAGCCCAUAGAGCUGUGAAGACUGUUUUUGACCAUGAGGAUGGUCUCCGUCCCUCCCUGCACUCCACUGAGCGUGUGUGGACGGCUGUCCAGGAACACUUUAAUGUCACAUCACAAGCUGAACUCCUGCCACACGUCUAUAAACACUUCGAUAAAGCACAGUUCGCUGGAUUGACAUCAAAGCUGUCCCAAUUAGCGUAUGAGGGGGAUGAGCUAGCGCAGCACGUGUUCGCUGAUGCGGGUUCAGCACUUGCAGCCCACGCUGCAGCACUCGCAGAUAAAGCACAGAGGAGGAACCGGGGUGAAAAGGGACAGGGGGAAGAAGUGGACGAAAACGGAGGAGAACUGAAAAAAAUAAGAGUUGUCUGUGUCGGCUCGGUCUGGAAGAGCUGGUCACUGUUGAAACCUGGAACUCUGAAACAACUCAAUAAGAGACGUAUAACAACAAAUCUUGAAUUUGUACGCUUGCGUGUCUCGAGCGCGAUCGGAGCUGCCUGGCUUGCUGCUAAGAACGUUAACUUUGAUCUACCGAGGGAUGACAAGUCGUACUGCGAGGUUUUCUACACUUACACACCAAAUAUUAACAAAAUAAGUAAGGUGAACGGUCACAACGGAAAAGAAAAUGGCGUCGUUGGCUGCGGAUUUGCCGCUGGUGUUGUAGGUUAUGUGACUUUAAAGGAAAAGGUGUCUGCUGCUAGUGUUAUUAAUUUAUCAGGCAGACGUGACCAGUUUAAUUUUAUAGCUGAUGUUGUAGCCGUCUCCGCGCCUUCUGUAGUGUACAUUGAAAUCGAGGAUUCCAGAAGGUUGGAUAUAUUUACUGGUAAACAAUUAACACUGUCUAACGGAUCAGGUUUUAUAGUGAAGGAAGACGGAUUAAUAUUAACCAACGCUCAUGUUGUGGUUAAUAAACCUAAUGCGACCGUCAAAGUACGGUUAAUGGAUGGUUCAACUCAUAUCGGUAUAGUUGAGGAUGUAGACCUGAAGUCAGAUCUUGCCACCCUUAGGAUACCCGUCAAGAACUUGCCCACAAUGACACUUGGUUCAUCAGCUGAUGUUCGGCCUGGCGAGUGGGUGGUAGCGAUGGGUAGUCCUCUGGCUCUGAGUAACACAGUGACUGCGGGUGUUAUAAGUUCAACUCAGCGAGCUAGCGAGGAACUGGGCCUGAGAGGCAAAGACAUGGUUUACAUACAGACGGAUGCCCCUAUAACCUUCGGGAACAGCGGUGGACCACUCGUCAACCUGAACGGGGAGGCGAUAGGUAUCAACAGUAUGAAGGUCACAUCGGGAAUAUCAUUUGCCAUACCAAUAGACUACGUCAAGGACUUCCUCGAAAAACGUACAACUAAAACACCACCAGUUUCAAGAAGAUACUUAGGCAUAACGAUGCUGUCCUUGACACCCAACAUACUGAUGGAGUUACGAAUGAGGAACCCUGAGAUGCCUACAGAUAUUCAACACGGAAUUCUCGUAUGGAAAGUCAUAAUCGGAUCUCCUGCUUACAACGGCGGUCUACAGCCGGGGGAUAUUGUGACCCACAUCAAUAAUACGCCAGUUACAAACGCGACAGAUAUAUACGCAGCCCUAGAGAAGAACGUGGGCCCGCUGAGCAUGAACGUGGUACGAGGCAGGACGAGGAUGGUGGUCGUCGUGCUACCAGACAUGCACUAAUAAAUUGAACGGACGCGCGAUCUUUUAUUUAACCCCCACCCCUUACAAUCCUAUACCAAGAAAACAAUCGCGCCAUAGCGUGGUACGAGGGCAGAUUAUAAAUUAAUGCUAUACAUACAUGUAUGCUAUUCCUGUUGAUGUUUAUAUAUUUGUUGACAUAAGAGCGUGUGAUAAAAAGCUUCAAUGUAAUAUUAGAUCCGUCCCUGAAGUAAGUUUAAAAGCAAUCUCGUGCCUAUAUCGUUGAAUAUAUUUAUAGUACAAAUAGUCUAAUUGUUUUCAACCACACAUGUGAUUUUACGUGAGUAAUAGCUGUGCAGCGUGCACGCUUGACUUAACCUUAAUUGUCAAUAAAAAUGUUUAAAUAAUUUCUUCAUAGGAAUGGUUGUCGUAUAUAAUAGAAAUGUUCUGUUCGAUAAGGCUUUGCUGGUCAUUGGUGCUUUUACAGCAAGCCAUCGGAUUAAAGAGCUAUCGUUCGCACGUUACUGAAAACGGAAGACCGAUUUUAAGAACUGGAAAUGAUAAUGAUAUGUCGGGCAAG
This is a messenger RNA of Danaus plexippus (monarch butterfly), 2817 nucleotides long. RefSeq names its product serine protease HTRA2, mitochondrial (gene HtrA2). Gene Ontology annotation, biological process: positive regulation of apoptotic process; proteolysis; programmed cell death. The record is from RefSeq and is a predicted model, not a curated record. Bases 132 to 2279 code for a protein of 715 amino acids. Lineage: Eukaryota; Metazoa; Arthropoda; Insecta; Lepidoptera; Nymphalidae. The transcript has 16 exons. Gene Ontology annotation, molecular function: protein binding; serine-type endopeptidase activity.